Molecule: messenger RNA, 1600 nt
Organism: Hordeum vulgare subsp. vulgare (domesticated barley)
Lineage: Eukaryota; Viridiplantae; Streptophyta; Magnoliopsida; Poales; Poaceae
Product: bifunctional riboflavin kinase/FMN phosphatase-like
Exons: 13
Coding region: 1-1428 (475 amino acids)
Biological process (GO): glycerol biosynthetic process; riboflavin biosynthetic process
Molecular function (GO): riboflavin kinase activity; sn-glycerol 3-phosphatase activity
Source: RefSeq, a predicted model, not a curated record
AUGGAGAUUGAAGAUGCAGAGGAUAAUGCAGCUACACUGGAGAUUAAAGCAAAUGAAGAAGUACUAGCACCUUGCUCUAGGGAGAAAAGGCCUAGAGAUGAAGAAACCGAAGAAUUUGAAGCCAUGGCCUUUGAUGGUUUUGAAGCUAUAAGAUACGAAGAGGAGGGGAAACCACAGCCCGUCUUACUACCACCACUGCCACCCGAGUACGCCAUCCAACUCUCGCCGCCGGUGCCGGCCCGUCGUCACCGUAGUAGUGCCUCGCCUUGUCGUCUCUCCGGUACUUCGUCCACGGCAAUAAAGCAUCACGUAUCGGCCGUGAUCUUUGAUCUGGACGACACCCUCCUGGACACUGACAGUGUAACGAGGGGCGUCUUGAACGAUUUCCUGGCGACAUAUGGGAAGUCAGUAGAUGCGGAGAAGGAAGAGGGGAGGCUGGGGCAGAGAUACGUGGAGUACGCGGCUGGGAUCAUCACAGAUUACGGGCUGCCGCUGACUCUCGAGGAAUACUCUCAGGCCAUAUUCCCCUUGUAUCUCAAAAGCUGGCAGAAGGCAAAACCACUUCCCGGGGUUAGAAGACUUCUCAAGCAUCUUCACAAGAAUGGAAUACCACUGGCACUUGCUUCCAACUCCAAGAUGAGAACCAUCGGUCAAAAAAUUAUGAAACUAGAAGAACUUAAAGACUGUUUUUCCGAGGUUCUUGGUGUUGAUCAGGUUUCUCGUGGAAAACCUUGCCCUGACAUAUAUCUGGAAGCUGCCAAGAGACUCGGUGUAAGUCCAUCAUCAUGUUUGGUCAUAGAAGAUUCUCUUGUUGGAAUCCGAGGUGCCAAGGCUUCUGGGGCAAUGGUAGUCGCUGUUCCAUCACUCCAAACUGAAAGGCAACGUUACUCAAUUGCCGAUCUUGUCCUCUGUUCACUGCUGGACUUCCAUCCCGAACUAUGGGGUCUUCCUCCAUUUGACGACCGCAUUCAAGGUGCAUUGCCCAUGGAACCAUUGUACUCAAAUGCUCACAUAGGAAAUGUGAUCUCAAACAAUAUUCAUAUGAUAGUAGCAGGUGAACAUACCUAUGAUUCUGUUCCUGGCCAAUUAUCAGGAAUUGUUUUUGGUUGGGCCAAGUUAGAACAACAUGGAGUAUCUAAGGUGGUGGUCAGCAUUGGGUGGGACCUUUCUCCGUCGGCUGUUGGAAGAGUGAUGCACAUGUGUUUCCUUGAUCCCUGCUGCAAUGCCAAAGCGGGAGAGCCACUUGAGCUACUGUUAGUUGGUUACAUCCGGGAGCUCCAAAGCACUGGAAGUACUACUGCAUCUCAAGCAUUGAGCAGUACUGAGGAAGACCAGAGCAUCGCGAGGGAUGCACUGGACCUCCCAGCUUUCUCCGGACUAGAGGAGCUAACGCUCUUCAGUGCGACUGGGAAGGAAUCUUCUGAAUGAUUUGCCCCAUUCCUUCUUACGCAGUGGGCGGUGUAGUGUGUUUACUGGAUGUGAUUGCAUAAAUCUAGAAUGCACACGAUCAGCUGCGAGUUAGAAGCCACAUCUCCAAGCCUUCUAAAAACACGGAGUUGCUAUAGCUGAUGCAAUAAAAAGAUGUAAGAUAAGUUUGUUU